This is a messenger RNA of Peronospora matthiolae, 768 nucleotides long. NCBI's taxonomy places the organism in Eukaryota, Oomycota, Peronosporomycetes, Peronosporales, Peronosporaceae. The record is from the annotation of a GenBank genome assembly.
AUGACGAUAGGACGUACCAAGAUCAAAGUAAACCUCGCGGGAUCGCUGGUAUACUAUUUCAAUGUAUGGGUAGGCGAUCUGGCAGGACAAGAAGCGAUUCUGGGCAUGGACUUUAUAGUGCCUGCCGGAGUGCGGCUCGAUCUAGCUGAUGGUGCGCUAUGUCUACCAGAAGAAAUCCGUAUCCAUCUCGCAGGGCGUCGCCCCGCGUACGGAUCGAAGAUACAACAUGUAACGGCGAAGGGCCAACAUGUGGUGAUCCCGGUCGGAGAGUCGAGAGAAGUGAAUAUCGGGAUCGGAGGGGCUAAGAUGAAGUUGUGGGUCGCUAGAGGACCAGAUUGGGUCCCCACUGUGAUCUCGGGGUUGGGUAAGACGAAAUACCUGCAGAUGACCAACAUUGGCGACCGUGAGAUCAUACUGCCCACCCACACGAUAUUAGGCUUGUGGACCGAAGGCGAUAUGGUACCACGGACUCAAGGUUUUGUGACGGUCGGAUCGGGGAAGUACAAGGAGUGGCAAAAUCUGGUGUAUGAGGCUACGACGGAUCGAGUGAGUGAACUCCCAAAAGAGCAGAUCGGACCAUUGGUAGAUCGCCCUACGUACGCCACUCCCAAAUGCAUCAUGAAGCGUCCGUCUGUUGCGUUAAAGGACGUACCUCCAGCGAUCUCCAUGGUAACGCAGCAAGCUGGCGACGACGACUUGCAAAAGGCAGAUACUGUGGUUGCAAGGGAAGGAACGGUCAACGGAGUCGGAUCGAAUCCACUCGAAUAG